Messenger RNA from Anarrhichthys ocellatus (wolf-eel), 2518 nucleotides. RefSeq names its product microfibril associated protein 3 like (gene mfap3l). The transcript has 3 exons. The record is from RefSeq and is a predicted model, not a curated record. Bases 219 to 1478 code for a protein of 419 amino acids. NCBI's taxonomy places the organism in Eukaryota, Metazoa, Chordata, Actinopteri, Perciformes, Anarhichadidae.
CUGAAGCGCAGCCGCGUUGCUGGUUACAGAGGUGGACUAGCGGUAGGGGGAGGAUGGAGAUGCGGAGUAACGGCUAACGACGGAUCGACUCUGGUGUUCCCCACUAAACGUUAACGGCGACGGUCCAUGACAGAGAUGUUUCGAGCCACAGAGCUGAAUACCAAACUGCCUUCUACCACCAAGAGAUAGCCAGUUAACUGGAUGGAGACCCAGGAGGAAUGACACACCGACAGUCGGAGAAAAUGCACCGGACCGGUGGAUACGUUCUUCUGGUCCUGGCGUCCCUCGUGGCCUCUCGCACCACUGGGGCCCUACUAUUGGGGGACGGGGACGGAAACAACACUGAGAACAUCAACGGGACAGACGCGGGAUUUGUCCCGGUUGUGUUCAGUAAAGUCAACCAGAUAAUUGCCCGCGAGGGGAGCUGCGCCGUGAUUGAUUGCAACGUCACCGGAGAGCCGCUCCCCAGUGUUCAGUGGUUCAACUCCCAUGGAGUGCGUCUGGACACGGAGAUAAAUGGGGAGAAGUGGGAGCUGCUGGACACCGGCGUCCUCAACAUCACCGGCAUCGAGUUCGCGGACCGCGGGAAGUACACCUGCAUGGCGUCCAACGUGCACGGCAGCUCCAACUGCACGGUGACCCUGCGCGUGGUCAUCACCAAAGGCGACAUGGGCGUGUACUACAUGGUGGUCUGCCUGGUCACCUUCACCAUCAUCAUGGCGCUGAACAUCACGCGCCUCUGCAUGAUGAGCAGCCACCUGAAGAAGACGGAGAAAGCCAUCAACGAGUUCUUCCGCACCGAGGGCGCCGAGAAGCUGCAGAAGGCCUUCGAGAUCGCCAAGCGCAUCCCCAUCAUCACCUCGGCCAAGACGCUGGAGCUGGCCAAGGUGACGCAGUUCAAGACCAUGGAGUUUGCGCGGUACAUCGAGGAGCUGGCGCGCAGCAUCCCGCUGCCGCCGCUCAUCAUGAACUGCCGCACCUUCAUGGACGAGAUCCUGGAGGUGGUGGGGGUGGAGGAGAUGAGGCACACCUUCGUGAGGCAGGCGCCCGAGGGGUUCCGCGACACGGUGAGCCGGGCCAUCGGGGGGAGGGACGUCUUCACCCUCCUGCAGGAGAGGGAGCUAGAGCAGGGGAGGGAGAGGGAACGCAGCGAGUCCCCCGCCGCCGACUCAGACAACUCCUCGGUCCAGGAGCAGCCGCAGCACAUCGCCAUCCAGGUGUCGGUGCACCCGCAGCUCGCCAUCACCAACUACUGCAGCAUCGAGGCCCCGGCUCCGCCCUCCUCGCCUCCUCCUCCUCCUUGCUCGCCUCCUCCUCCGCCCUCCUCCCCCCCGCCACCGCUCGACCACGAGGAGCAGCAGCUCGAGGAGGCGGCAGCGGAGGAGGAGGAGCCGGACGUCGAGCAGCCUGCGCCCGAACCGACAGAAGCAAAUAAUCCCCCCCCUCCCUGCCAGGUGUUUUAUGAGAGCCACGUGUGACGAGACCACCCGACCCCGGAGGAGCCACGAGUUUAUCCUGCUAUGCAGUUCCACUUGAAGACAACAACAAAAAAGGUCAACAAAACAUUUUUAAUUUCACAUUUUGGAGAGAAACAAUCACAUUUUUAUUCAUCUUUUUCCGAAGCGGAACAAAAACCUUUUCAGGCUGCUCAGAAUAAAUCAUAAGAUGUUCAGAGCCUCGAGCAGCUCGUUCACUCUAGACCAUCGUGCUUGAAUGUACUCGAGAGGUAAUCAAUAAUAUUAUAACGUAAUAAGCAGCAGUUUGUAAAGGGACAUUUCAUAGCUCAGACUAUUAUUUAAAGAACGAGGGUACUCGACUCAAACGGGGGAAAUGAUUCUUCAGCUUUCAGUUUCUUAAAGUUCUCGGGUUUUUAUGAUUAUGACACCAGAAAUCUGCCUCAAGCUGCUCUUCAUGAAAGCUUCCUUCAUCCGCUCAAAGAAUUCACUUCCAGCUACUGUUACAGCUGAUCCUCUGUUAUUGUGCAACAUCCUGCUCACAGAGAGGUGCAUGCUGGACUGGAAAAAACUAAAAGUUUGGUCACCAUUUCAUGAUUGUACAGCCUACUGUAUCUCUACAACAAGUAAGUAAGCCAGGUAAAUCUAUGUGUGUACAGUAUAUCUCCUGAUUGGGUCAAACACACCUCUGGGUAGAGUUGUCUGUUUCCUUUGAGUAUUAUUAUUAUUAUUACCCAUUGUGGUGUGAUUUAGUUCUCAGCUAGCUUAAGCAGUUUAAAAAAACAAACAGAUCAUUUGUCUUGUAGUAGCUUUCUUUUUCUCCGCCAUGUGCAGUUUUAGGUAUUUGUUUGUCUUGCUUCUGCAGAGGCUUCACAGUACAGUUGCAUUUGUGCUGCAUGUGUAGGUGGACAGACAGCGGGACUAAAGGACUCUCUCUUUCUUUGCUUGGCUAACGGUCCAGUCUGGUGGAGGAGGAGAUAAACUGGAUGCUGUUCUGCUUCUUCUGGUCCACUUGAGAUGGCUUCUUUUUUUUUUUGUAGUGGAAUAAAAUGCUGUGCUGUGUU